AUGUAUGUUAACAAUUUUAGACUUUCAUCAGAAAUGUUUACAGUUUUUGACGCCCAAUUGUUGAAUAAUAAGAAAUCGAAAUUUAAGAGGCUGAUUGAAAAGUAUUGCAAGAUUUCUAAAACUUCAUCAAGGGGGCAUUCGGGAGCCACAUGCAAGCACUACAGAAACUACAGAGACUUCAAUCGCAAGUAUAAUGGUCGCUAUUUAUAUUGGAAAAGAAAUAUGUAUGUUACUUCAUUCGAUUUACUUUUGAGAGAGAAUUGA
Messenger RNA from Priceomyces carsonii, 264 nucleotides. RefSeq lists its product as uncharacterized. The transcript has a single exon. Lineage: Eukaryota; Fungi; Ascomycota; Pichiomycetes; Serinales; Debaryomycetaceae. Bases 1 to 264 code for a protein of 87 amino acids. The record is from RefSeq and is a predicted model, not a curated record.